CCCGGUUUUCCUUGCCGCUAACUGGUGACGCGUAACCUUUUCUAGUGAUCGUGUAUGACGUUCGAUGGUGGUUUUACCCGUGUAAUCUUGUUAAAUACAUUAUUGGCGAAAAAAAAUAUUUUUUUUAGAAAUCCAGUGUAGCAGAUUUUAAAAAGGAAAAUGAGAACUCAAAGAUACCUGUAGAAUAGCGUGAACAAGUGUAAAGGGAUUUUGCGAGCCUAAAUGUGCAGGUCCAAACUGAACGUUUAUUCAUAUGGGUGGUGGCAGACCUUAUUCGUCAAGGAAACAAGAUCGGCUCCUUGCAGCACCAGAAACAGGAUCACAAGCUGUCUUUAUAAGGAUCCAACAAGACAUGGGAAGGAUGCAGUAACUGGGCAAAAUCCGACGCUCAAAUUUCAUUUCACGGGAAGGACGCUUAUUCAGUUUAGGAAGUCGUUCAUAUGCGCAGUGUCUUUAUCGUCUUGGUCCUGGAAUAUUGGGUCAUCAUCAACUAAACUACCACACGAAAAAGCAUUACAGCCAUUGUAUGCAAGGCAAGAAUUGUCAAGUGGGGAGGUCUUCCAGCUGACCUGCGGUUCACCGGUUGUCCUCCUCAGAUAGUCUGCUUUGGGUCUUCCUCUACCAACUGUGGUUGGAUGUCGUUAUAAUGACCAUAAUUAUGUUGCUGCAAUAAGAUAAUUGUUCACUGACAGCAGUGGACAACACUUUGAUGUAUGUGAUCAUAAUGUCCUCUAUUUAACAAGUCGUGGCUGAAGAUUGCUUAUUGCUGAGCAGAUAGUCAAUAUGCUAUCACAGUGAACAACCAUGUUACGUGGCAUUAAAGUGCUUAGUACUUUAAAACUUUUAAGUCUGCCAAUAGCCCUUUCAGCGUGAAUUUGUACUCUUGCCAUGUUCCUACUUGAUUCAACUUGGUGUUGUGAAAGCUGAGUCUGACCCUUUGUAAAUGCAGGAAUGGAUAGAAAGCAGUUCGUCAUAGCAACUGCAUCUUACUUACUUACUCAAUCCUCUGGCACCCACGGGAUGCAUAGGGCCUAAAGGAAUUCACGCCAUAUGCCUCUUUCCUGUACCAUCUCUCCGAGCUCAACCCAAUUCUCAGAUCCAACCUCCCUCCGCAUUGCCAUCAGCCACGUUUCUCUUGGUCUACCACGUUCUCUCCUGCCCAGCGGCUUCCAUUCAGGUACAUCCUGGACUAACUAAUCUUCUCUUCUUAAAGUAUGCCCCAUCCACCUCCCAAGAUCACAUAAUCUCUGGUCCCCUUUCCAUUGAAUACCAUUAUUCAUUCCUUGCAUUACCUUGGUUAUAACAUAAUCAGUCACCAUAAUAAACAGUAGAGGCGACAGUAUUUCUAUGCAAAUCCAUUAUGAUGUUAACAAUCUUUUCUGGUAUCUCAUAGUGCCUCAAAAUCUUUCUUAACAAUGUACGUGAAAUACUAUCAAAUGCUUUCUCAAAAUCCACAAAGUAUAAAAAAAGAGGUGAUUAUAGUUCGUUACACUGUUGAGGUAUAUGUCGUAGAAUAAAAAUCUGAUGGUUACAUCCUCUGCCCUUUCUGAA
Molecule: messenger RNA, 1551 nt
Organism: Macrobrachium nipponense
Lineage: Eukaryota; Metazoa; Arthropoda; Malacostraca; Decapoda; Palaemonidae
Exons: 6
Coding region: 223-600 (125 amino acids)
Source: RefSeq, a predicted model, not a curated record